AUGACCUCCAAGCUCAUCCCCAUCAAGGACCAGGCGGCGCUGGUCCUCGAGGACGGCAAGAUCUACAAGAUCCAGCGACGCCGGCAGCGCAAGAUCUUGAGUUGCGUGCCCUGUCACCAGCGUAAGAUAAAAUGUUCCCGCGAGCAACCCGCGUGCCAAAACUGCACCAAAAACCAUUGGAGCUGCUCCUACUUCCUCAACGAUCGCGUGUCGCGCGGGAAAAGCAGUCCUGCUGUCGCGGCCGAUCUGCCCUCGCCCCAGCUGCGCGAGAACAGCGCGCCCCCCGCGGGCGAUUCCAAGCAACAGCUCCUCAUGGCCAUCGAGAAGGCCAAGACUAUGGUCCAGGACGAGAAGACCCUGCUUGAGCUGCGUAAACAGCACAAGCGCCGGUACGCCCACCGUAAGAAGGCCGCGGACGCGGCCUACGGCCGCUUCCCGCGCGACCCUGCCACUGCCUUGAGCUCCCCGCAAUCCUCGUCGACCGAAACGCUGGACUGUGCGUCCAGCUGUGCGCCUACGCCGGCAUUCUCGCCGCUCGUGACGGGGUCACCUGACCAGAAGUCGCCGGACGAGUCCGUGUCGCGUGAUCUGGGGGUGUCACCUGACCACGGUGUCACUUUUUCGCUUCGGGACAUACUACUGUAUCUGCCCUCGCGAGCGCGGUCCGAAGAGUUGUGCGACGUCUACAGGAAUACGGUGCAUCCGAUAAUACCGCUUUUCAAUGUUGAACAGCUGGUGGCAGACCAUGCGUUGUUCUGGGCGGGCCUCGAAGCGGGCCCGCCCACGGGCUCGCCCGCAACGAAAGAGUUUUUGCAACUGCUGUUCCCGGUGUUAUACGCUGCAACCAAGUCCGAAUUCCACCGGCGCAGCAAUUCGUCGGAACUUUACGACGAAAUGGCCUCCUACCACGAGGCCUCCGACCUGCUUUACGCCAUGAACGAUUUCCCAAACAGGUAUACUCUCCAGUCGCUGGCCGGGUUCGUGCUCAUAAAUUCGAUCAUCGAAAACCCAAACAUCACCACGAUUGCCCAGCUUUCCCGGCUGGCGCAGCGGGCCAUGCUCACGCGCGACCCGGUCAGUCACCACAAGAUUACGGACUAUGCAGCGGUGCAAUCGCGCCGGACGCUUUUCUGGCAAAUUUUCCAGCUCGACACGAUGACCUCGCUUCACAACAAUCUGCCGCCUUUGCUGAAACUCGAGGAGUUCGACACGGCGCUUCCCUCCGAGGUGUCCGGCGGCGUAUUGGACCCGAGCCUGUGUUUUCUGAACGCCAAGUAUCGGUUUGUCGUGUUGUUGAACGAGCUUUGCUCUCAGUCGAGUCGGGGCGUGAUUCAGGGAAUCAAGGAGCGGAUCGUCGAUCUACACGCCUGCUGCAUGGGAAGCGCAUUGUCGCUGACCAACUACAGCAAGCAGAAUUUCCCGCGCUCGCCCUUGGAAGCGAAAUUUAUCGAGUGGGCUGUUUUCAUGCUGAACACUUUUGCCGAUCGUGCAUGCCUUUUGUUGCAUCUGAAUAUCAUCAAGACUUCGUUGCCCAUGCUCAUGCGUCGCCGCAAAUUUUGGAGGCGCACUUUGAAUGCCGAAGAUGAAGCCUCCGAGGACCUGAUCGCCAAAAGCGGCUACGGAUUGCAUUUCCUAGCGAUCCAGGCAAUCUUAAACGAUAGUGGUAACCUUGCGCUCGAUCACCAUUUGAUGGGUGGCUUGGAAACGCCCGUUCCGGGCAAAUUGGUCUACAACUACGAAGAUCUCACAAACAACUUGAUACCCGCCUCUUUGCACUAUUUGGACGAGUUUUUGAAAUACCAUGGCGACGAUACUUACUCCUGCUACAAUUGGGAGUUGCUCGUUGGGAACAUGCCGAUAAAUGCCAUUACAUUCGUGUUAAAAACGCUUGCAUUGGAUCUCAAUCGCGCGCAGCGUAUAGGGCAAGUGUUGAUAUUGCAACACGAUCUGCGCUACAUACUUCUUUCAAAAGCGAUUCCCGUUGCGGAGGCCAAGAUCGAUUCGGAUACGGCUAUUUGUCGGAACUGUUUCCAGCUUGUCAAACUUUUGUUUAAUCUCAUCAUUGUGAAGUUUGACACUUCAAAAAACGUGCUUGACGCAGCGACGGUCCCAGGUGUGAAACUCUACGCAGGCAAGUACGACGUUGGUAGUCUUGUGAUGCAAAACAAUCGUGCAAGUGUUGUUCCACAGCCCAGCAUUGACCUUCGCGCCGUUGGUAGCGACACGAGCCACUCGGGCCCCAACAUGACUGCCAAAACAGAAGUAUGGACGGGUCGCGACGCUAGUAGCAUCUUGAGUAUUACCAGCAUCAUCAACAGUGGCCAUCUUUUCACGAGCAACUUCAACUUAUCCGAUAACAGCCUUCUCCAAAACGCAAUCCGCGCCGAUAACGCAGACACAACUUCGUGUGCACUGGUUGCACCCAAGAUUAUGCGAGAACUGUCGUGCUCGUUUUACAAUAAUUCUGAAUCUACGGAGCCAGCAGAGUCCGCAGGAAGUCUCGCUGUGGCCGACAUGUUACUCCGCUCGGAGCCCACAGAGUCACCAGGGGAACUCGACUACCUGAGCUCCUUCAAAAGGGCUCUAGCCAAGAAAUCGAACACAGCAUCCAUAAGCGCAGCGUCGACGAAGGCCCAAAUACAAGAUAUUCGGCAGGAUGUCCAGCGGUAUAUCCUGCUACUGAACGCAGACGCCGACGAAGCUGAAACCAUUGGCACGGGCGACGAGUACUACCGCGAAUUCGAAAAUGCACUUUUGGAAAUCAUAUGCGGCAUACUGGCCAGCGACGAGAAGUAA
Messenger RNA from Lachancea mirantina, 2796 nucleotides. NCBI's taxonomy places the organism in Eukaryota, Fungi, Ascomycota, Saccharomycetes, Saccharomycetales, Saccharomycetaceae. The record is from the annotation of a GenBank genome assembly.